CACGCAAACGCAACAUCAUCCUUGCAUGUCCGAGUGCGCCCUCUGUUGACCAGAGCUUGAUAUACAGGUCUUAGCCAUUGGAAGCAGACGGAGGAGGGGAUGCUGUCAUCCGCCACCGCUGAAUCGAGAAAAUUAGAUGGACCAUGGGUUUAUUUGAAAAAUCCCUUAUGCCGUUAAUCCAUUUAUAAUUGCUGUCGCUCGGAGACGUUCAUGAGGAUGAUGGCGUCCCAGCGGUGUACGGAACAAGCCGUGAACGAGUUCCUGUUGGAGAAAGGAGGGAGGGUCCGACAGAUGGAGCUGAUCGAUCAUUUCACAUCUCCUUGUGGCUGUAAUGACCAGCAGAAAGAAGGAGCGGAGUGGGAGUUGCUAAGUGGGAUUGUGGACAGCGUGGGUUUCGUGAAGGAGGAGAACGGAGUGAAAUUUGUGUGUUUAAACGGCGACUGCAGCGAGGAGUCGGUGAUGCGUACGGACGCAAACGACCACGUUGAUGCGGAGUGCAACGGGAACAUCGAAGAGACGCCGGACAACAAACAAAUGAACGGCAACCCUGAUGAUGGAGAGCAAACAGAAAUGCAUUGUGAUGGUUCUACAGGAGCAUCGACAUCAGCCAGUUUGGACAAUGUCAAGCAGUCAAAUGGCAAUGAGCAACCUACAGCCCAAUCCCAGAGUGGCACCGAAUCAGGUACUCAUACCACUGCUGGAGGAGGGGAGGUGAGGCUGAGGGACAGGAGGAGGCGAGAGUCCGCACCAGCUAUUGGGAUGCAAGACGUGGACCAGGCCCAUGCUGCUGGCUCCCACAACCAUGUGGUGAGAGGGGCACGAAGGGUGUCCAAAGGAUCCCAGCGGGCCAUGCUGAUCAGCUGCCUGUCUGAAGACAGCGCUCUGGAGGGACUGGAGUCUGUGGGGGAAAUACAAACACCUAAAGGAAGCCGCAGAAACUUCAUAGAGCUGAUGAUGAGUAGUUCUCCGCAGGUUCGGAGGUCUCUGAUCAACCGUGGCUCACGCAUCCGAGACUCUGUGAGGAGCGACGGCGACUCGUCGUCUGUCCUCUCUUCAGCCACAGAUGACGACAGUUCCUCUGUAACUUUGGACCCCCUGGAACACGAGUGGAUGCUCUGCGCCUCAGAAGGCCUCUGGGAGAGCCUGCAGCCCCUGCUGGCUGUUGAACCGAGCCUGGUGGCCAAAAGAGACUUUGUGACAGGCUUCACCUGCCUCCACUGGGCUGCAAAGCAGGGCAAGGCUGAGCUCCUCAGCAAGCUGCUGGCCUUUGCCAAGGAGAACACUAUACCAAUGAAUGUGAACGCAAGAUCAAGUGCUGGGUACACACCGCUACACCUGGCUGCUAUGCAUGGACACACACAGGUGGUCCGCAUGCUGCUCUUAGACUGGGAAGCGGACCAGGAAGCUCGGGAUUACAGCGGUAGGCGAGCCAUUCAGUACCUGCCCCCUCUCCUGGCAGCUGACCUGGAAAAGGAGGGUGUGGUCACCUCGCCCGGAGCAGAGUCAGACACUGAAAAUGGCAAUGGAGGUAGCAGCAGAACGCGAGGUUGGAGGUUCCCCAAAGUCCUCCAGGGCAACCUGAAAUCACUGCGGCUGCUGACCUCACCACCAGAGACACUGGAGGAGUCGGCUGAGAAGACCAAGGGGGGCUUGCAGAGGAAGACCUCCCUGAGCCGACUGAAUGCCCGGCUGCAUCGUGGGCGCCACCGAGCCCAGAUCAUCCACAGUGCCUCCUUCAGGGACACCGGGGAAGUAGGAAGAGGAGAGGAGCUGCCCAGGAGCCCUCUGAGAACCAGACCACUGUCCAACCUGUUUGGAUAAAGUUCUACCAGCGCUACAGACAGUUUGACGCACAUUUACGAUUUAUAUGUACAGUUGAAAUAUGACAGGUCAGGUCUCAACAUAAGACACAGAGCAUUUUUUUUGUGUAUAUUGUAGAUAUUAACAGAAAUAACCAAAUUAUGUUUUCUUAAAUUAGUUUAUUUAGUUCCUAAUGCAGUGGGGGUUUUUUAGCACAAAAGCAGUAGAGCACAGAACAUGUAGCAAUUUAUUUCACUCGGCAAUACUUUGACUAAAAGCUGUUUUUUUGGUUUUUUUUAAGGUCUAUUCAGGACACCCUAGAAGAUAUCACACAAGGCAACAUUUUACACUGAAAUGACUUUCCAGCAGGUUUAAUUUACAAUAGCUCAAAAUCUAGAGAAAUAAAAAGCCCUUGUGAUUGACUCCACUAACUUCCCCAAAACUACAUCUCUGUUUACAAAAUAAUAUAUUUGUAGGGUGGUGUUUCUACAUUCCAACCUCAUGUAACUGGAUGGUGCUCAUGUUUCCUUGUACAGCUCUGUAAUGUUUUUAACGUAGCAGAUUUUAAUAUUCAAACCGAUCGACCUUUUUACAGUCACCUUGUUUGCACUUGUCACUUUGAAGUAAUGGGGUGUUUUUUAGGACAAGCUGAAAUUACGUUAUGUGUUUUUGGUAUGAUGUCUAAUCUUUAAAUUCAAAUAAUACUUUCAUUCCACAGUAUGCAUAAAAGUACACAAUUGAUUAUGUAACUUUUCCCAAUUAUUUUCACUUUAAGUCUAUUAUAGUUAUAGUUUCUUACCAAAUAAACCAGCGAACAGAGAUUGACUCUUCUUUUUUUGGGCAAUUGCUGUAUAGUUUCAGUGUGGAAACACACAGAGUUCAUGUAAUUUAUGCUCCUGACAAUAAGGUAUCUCACAUUUACUGAAAUUACUUUUUCUCAUCAGUGUUGAGAUUUUUCUUGGACCUUCGGUUCUUCACAUGUUGCCACUUUUUUUCCAGAAUUUAAAUUUCUGUUAUGAUACAUAUUUGUGGUUUCAUGCUGAGUAAAUUUUGCAGGGUUUUUGAACUAUAAAUCUGUUGGUUUCUCAUGACUAAGAUGAUUCCAGCUAUCUAACAGACUAUUGAUCCAUUUAAGAUGCUGGACAAACUGGAGACUUCAUACUAAAAUGAAGCUCUUGCCGUCUCCUGCCUCUUAUCAGUGCAGCAUUGCAUUUACACAAUCGUUUGAUUAUUAUGUUUUUAUUUGCUCUAUAUUGAUGCAAGUAGCACUAAGACCUGAUUGGUUUUCCAAAUGUGUGAACAUUAAUUACUCAGAGACAAAACCCAGAUUUCUUGAAUGUUUUCUUUGUAUUUUGUAGCAUUUGUACUUAAAUAUAGGAGUUUUCAUAAUUAUCUUUUCAUUUAGAAAUGCAUACAGAUGUUUCUUGACUGCAUGAAAUUUAAGUGCUGCUCCCUUUUUUUUCAACUGUGAAUAGUUGUCAUUAUUGUUGUUGAAAUACUGUGAAGUUAUUCAGUGGUGUUG
Girardinichthys multiradiatus is the source of this 3322-nucleotide messenger RNA. RefSeq names its product sosondowah ankyrin repeat domain family Ca (gene sowahca). Gene Ontology annotation, molecular function: protein binding. The transcript is spliced from 4 exons. The record is from RefSeq and is a predicted model, not a curated record. The coding region runs from base 211 to 1821 and encodes 536 amino acids. NCBI's taxonomy places the organism in Eukaryota, Metazoa, Chordata, Actinopteri, Cyprinodontiformes, Goodeidae.